CGUCGUGGUCGUGGAAAGCCGUAGUUUCAGUGAAUAGAGCAACCUAUAAUUUUUCUUGUGAUGGUUUUUUCAUAUUUCCCAAGAGUGGUGUGAAUGCGGGAAAUAGGAGAAAAAUGAAAUGCUGUGUCCAGUGGUGUUGUGGCACUGAUUGAAACAGUUUACUUAUCGAGUGCCGGGUGAAAGGAAAUAAGAAAAUAAUAUUAGUAGAAAAGUGCAUCCUCCUCACGUCAGUGUGUGAAAAGUGUGAACAUUUUGCAUUUGAUUCUUUGCCUGUUUGUCUGCCCCCGGAACGGCAGCAGAAACGGCCAAGAAGUUCGGUGAAUCUUCUCCCCAAAACGUCCAAACACACGUCCCGCAUACGAGAAUAACCAGUGAAAGGAAACAACGAAAUCAAAUAUGGCCGCUCACUCAACAGCAGCCACUUCACCGUCGUCGUCGUCAUCGUCGCCGUCUCCUCCGUUGAGGCUAGCCUCAACGCAGUAGAAGUCGCGGUAGGUGACUUCUGGCAGGGAAGCAGGAGGUGGACAACAACGGAGGCGGUUUGUUGUUCAGAAACAGUUUUAAAAGAUGCCUCAGUGGUUUCUCGUAGCUCAAUGGAUUCAACAACUUUCGAGUAAUUUGUACGAUAGCGAAUCCUACUGCAAACUAUUGCCGCUACAGUCAAGAUGCAUCUGCAUACGCAAGUCGUCUUGAUAUUAGCCCAGCUGUUCCUCAUUGUACGCGUGACGGAUCAGACAAAAUGUGCCCUAACGUCCUCGUACGGCGGCGUGUCGGUGAGCUACUUCGCCUCGCUGCCGGCCGCCCCGGCGACGGACGACAACGCCGACGACGACGACGCCGCCUCCGCCGCCGAAGCCGACGCGAGUCGCCACCGGAUCGACCUGACGCCACUGGUGCCAACGGGGGACGGACCGCCGCAGUCGGCCGACUAUCCAACCUACAAUGAUGACGCCGAAGAAGAUGUAAAUAACUUCCUGAAGGUGCUGAGCUGCUCCGACACGAGCCUGCGUGCGGUGAACGAGGAGUACCUGCGGCCGGUCAGCUCGUACAAGGGCAUCCUGCUCGAGCGUGUCCCGGUGCUGAGUGCGACCAGCGAUCAGCUGGCCCUCAAGAACGAGAACUACCUGGAGAUCGUGCGGUGGCGCGAGAGCAACGUAACCGAGCGCCAGCUCACACUGACGUUUGCGCGCGCCGACCGGAAGUUCAGCAACCUACAGAUACUAGACGUAAGCGCCAACCAGCUUGGCACGAUAAGGAGAGACCACUUCAGCAGACUGGAGCGACUGCGGCUUCUGCAGCUGUCCGCGAAUCAAUUACACAAUCUUCCGAGUGAUAUUUUCUACGACCUGCCGAACCUGGUCGAGCUGGACCUGCACGGCAACCGGCUCAGCGAGCUGCCGCUGCACCUGUUCCGGCCGCUCGGCCGGCUGCGGGUGCUGAAUCUCGCCAACAACACGAUCCACGAUCUUCCGCGCAACAGCUUCGCCGGGCUGGGCAACCUGACCGAGCUGCACCUGGCGCGCAACCGCCUGUACGUGAUCCCGUUUCAGGUGUUCAAGGAGCUGCGCUCGCUCGAGGUGCUGGAUCUGUCCAGCAACAUGCUCGUGUCGUUUCUGGACAACUUCUUCCUGCUCAACAAGCAGCUGCGUGUGCUGCGCCUGAACGGCAACAUCAUCGAGAAGAUUUCCAAGAACGCGCUGUACGGGCUGCGACGGCUGCAGUCGCUCGAUCUGUCCGCCAACAAGCUGGUGUUCAUCGACCGGAACGCGUUCGACACGCUCGACGAGCUGCGGUACCUGAACGUGAACCAGAACCAGAUCUACAUCCUACCGUCGACCGUGUUCUCGGCUUUGCGCGCGCUCCGGACGCUCGACCUUAGCAGCAACCUGAUGCGCUCGCUGCCGAACUCGAUCUUCGCCGCGCAGCACAGCCUCGUGCGCCUUCACCUGGACGCGACGAACCUGGAGUCGCUGAGCAACUGGGUGGCACGUAACAACCACACGGUGAACCGGGAUAUCCUGCGCAACCUGCGCUACCUGUCCAUCCGCAACAACACCCGACUGAAGGAGAUCGAACCGUGUGUGUUCCGGAACGUGCCCAACCUGGAGACGCUGCUCCUCUCCAACAACAGACUGACGGCGCUGCCGAAGGAGAUCGGUGAGCUGCGCCGGCUGCGCUACCUGGACGUGGCCAGCAACGACAUCAUGUACAUCCCGGAACAGAUCCGCCUGCUGCACGAGCUGCAAUACGCGAACUUCCUCGACAAUGACUAUGGUUGUGACUGCCACAUGUACUGGAUACUGGGCUGGAUCGACGAGCUGCAGGCGGAGAACAACACGCAGAAGAUCUACGACCUGCUGCGGCUGUCUGAGCUCAAGUGCCGCAACGGCUACCCAGGUGACAUUGUGCGGGUGCUGCAGCACAUCAACUGCUUCCCGCCCGAGCUGCUGCAAGCGUCGGACAGCCGGAUGCAUCUGCUCAAGUCGGAUGCGGUGCUGGAGUGCGUGUUUACCGGAAAUCCACCGCCGGACAUCAUUUGGAUCACGCCCAAGAACGAAAUUCUGCGCCACAGCCAGGAACAGGACCAGAAGUCGCUGCUGUUCGAGUCGGAUGACGAAGGAGGGCAUGGCGUGGCGAGCGGGAAGUACCAGCAGGCCGUCGAGUUUCAGAUGCUCACGACGGACAAUAUGACCGGCGGUGGGUUACACGAUGCAGCCGGAAUGGGCAUUACGCUGCUGGAAAACGGCUUCCUUCGCAUCCACAACAUCUCGCGGCGUGACAGUGGACUUUAUACGUGCUACGCGAUCAAUAUAAUGGGCAAUGCCACGGCGGGUAUACGCCUGUACAUCGAUCCCAUCGUGUUCUACCGCGUCAAGAUAGGCAGCAUCAUAACGGGGGCCAUUUCGGCUGCAUCCUUCCUCGCCCUGACGCUGAUCCUCCAGGGCAUCCGCCGCAUCUUCAUCCGGUUCCGCAUCAUCGAUCUCAUCUGCCAGAACUGCUGCAGCUACUGCUACAAGAACGACAAGACGUCCUCGAAGGCACGCCAGAUUUACGCCAUGCUCGACAACAUCGAACACUACAAGAGCCAACAGCUAGAACGGUUGCGAGAAAACUAUACCCAACAGGUCCACCGUAUUAAGGACAACUGUGCUCAGCAGGUCGACUGGAUCCAGGGCAGUUACUCGACGCAGGCGAAACAUUUGCGCGAAAUACGCGACAUCGGAACGCACCACAUUACGACACUGCGUGAUCAGUACUAUGAUCAGGUGCGCCGUGUACGUGACUACUCCACCGGCCAGCUGACCUGGGUACGGGAGAACUACGUGUUCCAGCGCAACAAGAUCCGCAAGUUCAGUGCCCACCAGGCGCUAAGGUUACGCGAGGGCUACAAGUACCAGCAGCAGACCCUGAACAAGGUGCUGGAAAACUUGCCCAGCUUCUAUUUCGAGAACUGUCGCGGACGCAACGAGGAUGACGAGGAUUUCGACGGGUUCGAGGUUUACUUGAAGGCGAAGAUCGAGAAGCUGUCACAAAUGGAAGCCGGUGAGAAGCCGGUCUCGAAGGCGAUCGGGUCCGAGUAUGCGCUCAAGUAUCUGGAGAACUUCUCGGCCAAGAGCGUCGACGAGAGCAAGGCGUCGGUGUACUUCACGCCGAACGACGAGCAGGACGAUGCCAGCCCGGAACCGCAGCUGUCGCCGAUCCAUAUCAACUACAUCGACGGUGGUCAUCGGCGUCCGCCACUGCCACCACCGUUCGACGAUGAGGACGACUUGGACGAGAUGCCCCUUGGGGGUGGUGGUGGUGGUGCAGUGACCCAGCGCCUCGUCGGUGCGCUCGAUACACCGAAGUCAUUCCGGUCCGUGAUCGGCGGGGGUUCGAGUGGCAACAUUCCCGGUGGUGCCAGCGCUGGUGACAUUCCGCUAAAGUCGAUCAUGAAACCGACCACGCGCUUCGUGUACGACAAGCAUCUCGGCAAGUACCGUCUGUGCUAUCAGGCGCCAAAUCGUCUGAGCGGUGGGUACGGCCUCGACGAUGAUUCACCACCGGGUGGAGGAGGACCGUCCGUUGGCGGUGGGGCGCUGGACGACGGACGCUACCAUCUGGCGGGGAUCGAUUCGGCCGAGGAUGACCACCACAACUACAGCCUUAAGAACAAUCGGAAGCACAGGCGCAAGAGGAAAUUGCUUCUUGGCGGCGAUGGCAUCGGGAUGGUUGGUGGUGCGUCUGGAAGUGCCGGUGGCAGUGGCUCCGGCUCAGGAAGCGCGUGUGAGUACGAGACGCUGCUGAUGAAGAAUCUCGGUACGGAUCCGCACGAUUCACACUACAAGAUCGUGCACGUCAACAAGCUAAACAAUGGCGUGAGCAAUAGCAACUACUUUCCCGGGAUGAUGAUGCUCGGUGGUUGUGCCGGUGCCGGUAAUGGAUGGCAGGCGGGACGUGCGAUCAGUCGACGGCAGCAUCAUUCCCGCCCGGGAGUCGCUGGACCUUCGGCGAUGGCUGGGGGGUCGCACGUUGGCGGGGGAAAUGAUUAUUACUACUCGCUGGAGGACAUGAUACAGGACAGCAACCAGAAGAUCCGCCAGUUAAUUUACGACUCGAAGAUCGACAUCAUGAACGAGGUGAUCGGGAACGGCGGUGGGGGACUGAUCGGAAUCGAUCGGGAGCCGGUUGCCACGACCAGUCGUGGACGCAACCGCAACAGUGCCAGCAGUAGCAGCAACAGCAGCUUUAGCAAGAGUGUCAACAACAUCGACGGUGGGGCGACCAGAAUGAGUGCCACAAUCGGAGCUGACGGAGAACCGAUUGCCGGAGGUAGUGGUUUGCGUCGGGUCAACAACAUUCCGCACGACGAGUACGAGGGAAGCGCCGGCAGCAGUGGGAACGGAACACCGAGUUCCAGUAGCCGAAACAACAGCUGUAGUAGCGCCAGCGGUAAUAACUCGCGCGACGCCAUGGUGACGAUCAACGGUGUUGGUGGUGGUGGUGACAGCUCAGGAAGUGGUGUUCCUCGAUCGUCGGCCAAAGGUAGGUCCACGGCGGCCCCAAAAACCAUCCCGAAAGUGAUUACGGGAACUACCGUUGCUGCCUCUCAGCCGCAGGCUCCUUUGAAAAAGAUUCAAAAACUUCAUUUCGACUCGAGUACAAACCGUAUACAGCAGAGCACUAGCCUGCCCGAAAUCUUCUUCGAUUCACUUCCGAGACCAUCGGACCCGUCCGGUGAGCGCCAGGAUACGAACCGCCGACAGCACCAUCAGCACCAAUCGACAGUAGGACGCAUCGGACACGGCACGGACGGUGGAGAAUCCGUUGCAUCAUCUGGGGCGACACAAUCCGGUAGCUUCUCGCUCGGUUCCUCCUCGUCAAGCUCGACGUCGUCGUCGAGUGGUUCGUUCGGUGAGUCAACACCACCACCACCAACCUCCCAGCCGGCCAAGGUACACGGUGGCAAACAUGUGAUUUUAGCGGUAGAAAAAACAAGGGACAGUUCCGCCACCGCCGCCGCCGCCGCUGCUGUUGCUAGUUCCCGUUCAUCGAAAGCUUCUUCCUCUCCUUCUCCGGCGUCGUCACCCGUUGAGUCGAAAGUCAAUAAUCAGUAGAACAGCGCAAUCCAUAUAUGUUGGAAGGAGUCCAUUGAUGAACCGCCAGAGACAAGAAGAAAUCAUGGCACUUUUAAUGUACACGGUGGUACCGUGUAGCACCUUUCCGUCGAGAUUAUAGCAAGUAACACGGAAACCCUCUUGUUGGCGCCCUUGGAUGUGUGCUUUAAUGGUUCUCCAUCGUCCUGCAUGUAUGUAUGUAUGUGUGUGUGUGUGUACUGUGUACCCCGUAUACAAAAGAAAGUCAAUAGAUCUGAUUGCAAAUCGAAUUGCCUCUGUGAAAGCAGGAGACAGCUUAUGGAACAAAUUAUGAAGUGGUUGGAUAACCAUUAUUUUCUCUACCGAAACACAAUCUUGGUUACACGCAGAACACCACAAAUAGGGUUGCGUCGACGAAUGCAGCAGGUAGAAGCCUGAUUUUCAACGAAUGCUGGAAUAUGCGUUUCCUUCUUAUGACAGCUAGAGACGAUGUUAAAAGGCAGGGGUGUGGGGAACGGGGAUGUGAAUGAUAAUACACUAUCUUUAUGAUUAUAUUACAAUUACAGAUCCAUACCGAUAUAUGAAUAUACUAAACUAUAUGCUCGCGCUAGCACAGAUGAAAAACAGUACUGGCAUUCGUCGAACGCAGUGGGAUGUGAGGGAGAGAAAAAUAGGGACGAAAGAGAAGAAAGUGAUAAAAUUUCAAAUCUGGGAUUGGGGCUUAAGCACGAUACAAGUGGGGGUAAACAAUAGACAAAAAACCAUCCUACUGCUGGGGAACGGAAGCUGCUCUAUUAGGACGAAGGGGGAAAAAACAUGCUGAAGGUUAAAGAUGGGUGGGGAGCAUGUCAGGAAGUGGGGUUGAAGUGCAGUAGGGAGUAAGGAGAAAGCAGGGAAUAGAAAGCAGACAGUGUUAUACAAGCGGAAGUACAAGCGGGGCUGUUCCCCGCAGCAAAGGAAAUAUGUGUUACAGCAGAGUUGAGCUGUAUUAGAAAUUUUUCAUAUUACAAUUAGAAAUCAUUUUUAGCACCAACCAUCACCUCCACCACCACGCAGUGGAAAUGGAGAAGUUAAGUUGGGGGGCAAAAAUUGGGGAUUUAGGCUGAAGUAGGGGGAAGAAGAAUAUUUUACUAUAAUAGGAAUCAAUGAAGAAGAAAAUUAACCUGUGGAAAAAAGCAAAACAAAAAUCAUAACGCAUUAAUUUCUCCCAUUGGUGAAAGGCAAAGGAAGGGUCAAGGGGGAGAAAACCAUUGCAAAUAGCUCAGUAAUCUUCGCCAGGCCAGCAUAAGACAGUGGGUGUGAUGAAAAAUGCAUAAUGUGUUUGUCUUAAUAGAUAUGCCCGACGAAUAUCAUUUUACUGUAAACAAACUCCCACAGAACAAGGAGAAAUUCCAAACACAAUGUCUACCCGAGCGGCUUUAAUCGAUGAGAUGGAAAAUUUUCAUCGGAAAACCGUAGUAACACUCAUUGUUCAAGAGCACGUUGCUAUGGUGAACCGAUGACGUAACGUCCAUAUCAUUGAUUAAUGUUGCUCAGGUACCUGUUGAAAACUCUGCAAGUUAGAGCAGCAUGUGAAACAAUUAAAAAACAACAAUGAUUCAUCAACAAAAAUAGUACUAGCAACACUGGAGGGCAGGAGAGAAGGAGAUAAUUGGAAGUGAUCGAUUCAAUGAAACACUGUCUAUGAAAAAUAUAUUUGAAUAUUAUUAUCGUUAUUAUGAGUACGAUGCAAAAAAAAAUAGAAUUUCUCCGGCAGACUGGACUAGCAACUGAUGCGUA
Messenger RNA from Anopheles coustani, 7355 nucleotides. RefSeq lists its product as uncharacterized. Gene Ontology annotation, molecular function: protein binding. The coding region runs from base 666 to 5597 and encodes 1643 amino acids. The transcript is spliced from 7 exons. The record is from RefSeq and is a predicted model, not a curated record. NCBI's taxonomy places the organism in Eukaryota, Metazoa, Arthropoda, Insecta, Diptera, Culicidae.